Molecule: messenger RNA, 744 nt
Organism: Python bivittatus (Burmese python)
Lineage: Eukaryota; Metazoa; Chordata; Lepidosauria; Squamata; Pythonidae
Source: RefSeq, a predicted model, not a curated record
GGCUCGCUUUGCUUUGUGUUUUAAAGGAGCCGGGGGGACAAAGCCCCUCCAGAACCUCCAACGCGUCCCGAAAGGCGGAGGCGGCUCGCUGCGGCCGAUCUCCCUCGGAGAGGAAUUGGUGCGUGGUCGCUGGUUUGGAAGUUUGCUCCGCCGAGAAGCCUAGUUUGGGUUUUGGAAUAAACUUUUUAAAUGUUUGGGAUCCAAGAUACGCUAGGAAGAGGGCCGAUCCUGAAAGACAAGGUGCUGGGGUCGGAGAUGGACCCGGUCCGCUCCUGGGUCAGGAACGUCGGCGUGGUGGAUGCCAACGUCGCCGCUCAAAGCGGCGUGGCUUUGUCUCGAGCCCACUUCGAAAAACAGCCCCCCUCCAACUUGAGGAAAUCCAACUUCUUCCACUUCGUCUUGGCUCUCUACGACCGCCAGGGUCAGCCCGUGGAAAUCGAGCGGACGGCGUUCGUGGACUUCGUGGAAAACGACAAAGAACAGGGCAACGAGAAAACAAAUAAUGGGACACACUACAAAUUACAGCUUCUGUACAGCAACGGUGUCAGGACUGAACAAGAUCUAUUUGUCAGACUCAUUGAUUCAGUCACAAAACAGCCCAUCACCUACGAAGGACAAAACAAGAACCCAGAAAUGUGCAGAGUUCUACUCACCCAUGAAGUUAUGUGCAGUCGUUGCUGUGAGAAGAAAAGUUGCGGGAACCGUAACGAGACUCCUUCGGAUCCUGUGAUCAUUGAUAGGUAG